Dreissena polymorpha is the source of this 1245-nucleotide messenger RNA. Its product is annotated as D(2) dopamine receptor-like. The record is from RefSeq and is a predicted model, not a curated record. Gene Ontology annotation, molecular function: G protein-coupled receptor activity. The transcript has 5 exons. Bases 1 to 1245 code for a protein of 414 amino acids. Gene Ontology annotation, cellular component: plasma membrane. Lineage: Eukaryota; Metazoa; Mollusca; Bivalvia; Myida; Dreissenidae. Gene Ontology annotation, biological process: G protein-coupled receptor signaling pathway.
AUGGCUCUGGAUUUCAAUAUUACACUUGAAAAUAGCUCUAUGGUUCCAUAUGAAUACCACAAGGACCAGCUGGACAUUGAUGCGGACGUGUGCAUAUUUCAGAACGACUACCAUAGGGACCUAACGCAGAACAGUUUGGUUGUAAUCCUCAUGAUCGUUCUUUACAUGCUAAUAACAGUGCUGGCGUUGCUAGGCAAUCUACUGGUGAUCUGGACAGUGUGGAUCAACUCGCACAUGCACACAGUGACCAACUACUACAUCGUGAACCUUGCUGUCUCUGACCUGCUCGUUGCGGCCCUUGUGAUUCCUCUCAAGCUGCUUGAGUACACCGCCCCCUGCCGGUGGCACAUAUUCCGCAGUGACGGACUCUGCUCCGUCGUCUACUAUCUGCUUCCGGUGUUCGUGUUUGCCAGCGUCCUUACACUCGCCGCCAUCUCCAUAGAGAGGUAUUAUGCAAUAGUUCACCCGCUCUCUGCAAUGACGGUCAACAGCAAAUCGAGGACAAAGAAAAUUAUCGCUGUUACAUGGAUACUACCGUUCAUCGUGGCCGGACCUUACGUUUUCAGCAAAAGUUACGCAUUUGCUAUUCACAGUGAACUCGGUUCUAUAUCACGAGAAAUCUGUAAUGACCGCUUUAAUGAUAUCGAUAUAGCAAUACAUGGCGACAUCGCCCGGGUCGGCGAGUUUCGUAAAGGCUAUUUCCUGGCGUUGUUCUGUGUAAUUUACGUUAUUCCAAGCGCGAUUAUCCUGAUUACGUGCAUCAAGAUUGCCGUCAGUCUCCUUAAGCCGAUACUUCCAGAAAGCGCUGCUAUUGCUCGAACAGAAUCUUGCAGACGACAAGAAGAAAAUAAACGGAAGGUUGCAAAGAUGGUGGUGGUGAUUGCCCUGACCUUCAUAGCGUCCUGGACUCCUUUCUACCUUGUAAACAUUAUCAGUCAACUGCAGCAAGACAGUUUCCUAAGAAAAUCAAACUUCAUCUUUACAAUGCUAAUAACACAUUUCUGUGGCUUUAUAAAUAGUUGUUUGAACCCGAUUAUUUAUACAGCCAUGAGCCAAAAGUUCAGGAGAAGCUUCAUUGAAAUAAUCAAAAGAAUAUGUUCGUUCAGUGCAAAGCCAUCCGAAGCGGACCAAGACAGAAUCAUCACCCACAAGAGUGAAUUGCUGCUGUUAGAAGGGGACCAGAGGGAAGGGGGCCCCCGUGUCAUGUGCAGCCUUGGGCCCCAAAACAGCUUUAUACGGCCCUGA